Molecule: messenger RNA, 1101 nt
Organism: Prorocentrum cordatum
Lineage: Eukaryota; Dinophyceae; Prorocentrales; Prorocentraceae
Source: the annotation of a GenBank genome assembly
AUGGUCCAUGACGUGCUGGUCGCGCACUCGCCCGCGGCGAGAGAGCUGGUUUCCUUCCUGGACCCGUCGCCGCUGCUGAGUGCAUGGGGCUCUGUGUCGAGGGUGGCCGCCGGCGCGCUGGGGUCGCUGUCCAGCGGGCUGCACUGGCCCGCGGCCGCGGGCGCAGCUGCUGAGCCAGCGGGGCCUCACAUGGUCGAGUACUACGCCAAGGACUGCCCACACUGCGUGUCCCUGGCGCCGGUCUGGCGGGACGCCCAGCACGCGUGGACGGCGAGCCAUCGUGGCGACGGCGCCGACGUCACGUGGGAGCAGAAGGAGUGCUUCGGGCCAGGCUGGGCCAAGGGCCGCGACUACGCCGAGUGCCAGCAGCAGGGCGUCGAGUCCUUCCCGACCAUCAAGUUCUUCCCCUCGGCCAGGGGCCACGGCGUCGAGUACGAGGACGAGCGGUCAGUCGACGGCAUCCAGGACUUCCUGCAGUCUCAGCUGUCGGGUCCGAAGGCCGACCUGGACACGACCGGGGCGGUGGCCGCCGAUGCUUCGAAGGCCGAGUUGGACACGACUGGAGCGGUGGCCCCAGGAGACGCCACAGCGCGCGUGGUGGAGUAUUACGCAAAGGAUUGCCCGCACUGCCAGGACCUUGAGCCCGUGUGGAAGGACGCACAGCAGCAGUGGCGGGAGGCGAAUGGCGGCGAAGACGGCGGUGUCGUGUGGUCGCAGAAGGAGUGCUUCGGGGAAGGCUGGGCGAAGGGCAAGGACUGGAAGGAAUGCGAGAGUGCUGGCGUGGAGGGCUUCCCCACCGUCAAGUUCUACAGGGGAGCAACCGAAGACGAGUUCGUGGACGACCGUACAGCCUCCAAGCUCGUGGACUUCGUAGACUCUCACGUCAACCCAGAGGCCCACAACUGGACGACCGAGGAGGUGCAGAAAAUCGAGGAAGCCGUGGCAGGAGGCGGCGCUGCCCCGGUGACGCAGGCCGCGGCGCCGGUGGCGCUGGCAGCCCUCGGGGCGCCGGCGCUGGCGGCGAGGCGGGCCCGCGCGCCUGUCGCGUCCGCGGCGCGGCCGCGCCGCGGCUCCCGGGCCGCCCUGGCGUGCUUCCUGUGA